Formica exsecta is the source of this 3495-nucleotide messenger RNA. It is a transcript of the gene RSG7, whose product is annotated as regulator of G-protein signaling 7-like. The transcript is spliced from 17 exons. Gene Ontology annotation, cellular component: MICOS complex. Gene Ontology annotation, biological process: cristae formation; regulation of G protein-coupled receptor signaling pathway; G protein-coupled receptor signaling pathway. The record is from RefSeq and is a predicted model, not a curated record. Bases 16 to 2382 code for a protein of 788 amino acids. NCBI's taxonomy places the organism in Eukaryota, Metazoa, Arthropoda, Insecta, Hymenoptera, Formicidae.
CAGAAUUAUUUGGUGAUGGGAGAUGGCAGGUAUGUGACCGCAUCUCAAUAUAUUACGUUUUUUUUCAAGAAAAUUUUGAUGCCGUGCGGGUUAUGUGCGAUACCUGUGAUACAACCAGCAAAUCCAUCGGAAAGCAAAAUGUCACCUUACGGUAACGAGCCAGGAAUCAAGAAACUAAUUCGACCAUCCGAGCUACCGAUUUAUCCCUUUGAAGACGAUUACUCUAAACAGACCCCAUGCACAGAUUGUUCACCCUCUGCUUUGGAACAGAAUAUAUCCAAAAUUCGAAAGUCUGUUCAAGCAGUUGUGUCAGAGUAUCAACAUUAUACUGGCGUGAUCUCUGAUACCAUUGACACUGGUGUCGAACACAGCAGAUCUCUUUUGGAUUAUCUUCGUGAAGAAAGUAAUGUUAUGCCACGAGUGGGUGCCAUUGCUAUCGGUGGAUUGGCUGGAUUAGUGCUUGGACUUCGAGGACGCACAUUUAAGCGAUUGGUAUAUUCUAGCACAGGUGCUCUCGCUACAGCAGCUAUCUGUUAUCCUAAAAAGGCGGAAGAGGGUCUUGACACGGCAAAGCAUUACAUAAAUGUCGGCUACAAUUUUGUUUAUGGUGUCAAGCCGGGUGACAACCGAGAGCUGGAAAUCACAAUGCCAGAGUUGCCAAAAUUCAAAUUACCGACAUCUUUUUCGGAAUUUGUAGAUUUAACAAUUGUCACAGGUUCGGCAGUAGCUACCACUGUUGGUAGUUUUGCACAGAACGCAUAUACAUCUUUAAGUAGUAACAAGGAGGAACGUUGUAUCUCUCGUAGGGUGGAUAUGGUAACUAUGAACUCCGAAAAAUCGGCUUGCCGCCGAAAACCAGUGGAGAAGAGCAGCAGCAGUAGCGGUAGCGGCAAAAAGACGUCCGAACAUGUCGAAGAAACGGAUAAAAAGAACGAGGACGUUCGUAUGAACGAGUCUCCGGAUUUAUCUCCCAACACCCCCACCUACAACGUCACUGCCUCUUGCGCCGAAGACACCCCUAAUUACCUUGUCUACAAGAAGAUGGAGUCGAUUGUGGAAAAAAUGUUAGACGAAUUUACUGGUGUCCCUGUAAAGACAGUCAAGACUUUUAUGACAAAGACGCCUUCUGUUUUCACAGGCACAGAUCUUAUAACAUGGAUGAUGAAGAACAUGGAUAUAGAUGAUCAAGAAGCUCUUCAUGUGGCUCAUCUUAUGGCAUCCCACGGAUAUUUCUUUCCUAUCGACGACCACUGCCUUACCGUAAAGAAUGAUAACACAUUCUACAGGUUUCAAACGCCCUAUUUUUGGCCAUCAAAUUGUUGGGAACCUGAAAACACUGAUUAUGCUGUCUAUUUAUGCAAAAGGACGAUGCAGAAUAAAACGCGAUUGGAAUUGGCGGACUAUGAAGCGGAGAACUUAGCUAGAUUACAAAAGAUGUUUUCACGAAAAUGGGAAUUUAUUUUUAUGCAGGCAGAAGCACAGAGCAAAGUUGACAAGAAGAGGGACAAAUUAGAAAGAAAGGUCUUGGAUAGCCAAGAAAGAGCCUUCUGGGAUGUACAUCGGCCAUUGCCCGGAUGUGUAAAUACUACGGAACUGGAUAUUAAGAAGGCUUGUCGCAGUUAUAAAUCUGUUGUACAACCAAGUAAGCAUUUGCAAUUGGGCGUUGCAGGUGGCAAAAUAUCGCCGUCUGCGGAAUCGAAUGCGACCUCAUCGAUAGAAUUUUUGCAGAAGCAGAUCGAGACUCUGAAAGACAGACUGGACAGAACGGUCAUCAAAGUUUCGAAAGUUGCAGAAGCUUUGAUCGGAUACUUCGAGCAGUACAUGGAAUACGAUCCCUUCUUCACUCAACCCGAGUUAACAAAUCCAUGGAUAUCCGAUAGCCCGGAAAUGUGGGAGCAAGAGAAAUUAGCGAAAGAAAUAUCCACGAGAAGGGUAAAGAGAUGGGCGUUCAGCCUUCAAGAACUUCUGCGAGAUCCUGUCGGUAGAGAACAAUUUAUACGCUUUUUAGAUAAGGAAUUUAGCGGCGAGAAUCUCAAAUUUUGGGAAACCGUUCAAGAAUUGAAAACUUUACCGCAGAAAGAUGUCCAGACUAAAGUUGAAGAGAUAUGGCAUGAAUUUUUGGACACGGACGCCAGUUGUCCGAUCAAUGUCGAUUCUCGGUCUUACGAAAUAACAAAAAAGAAUCUCGAAAAAGCAGAUCAAUGGUGUUUCGAUGUUGCUGCGGCACAUGUAUAUCAUCUGAUGAAGAGCGAUAGUUACUCGAGAUAUUUACGUUCGGAAAUGUACAAAGAUUUUCUUAACGGAUCCAAGAAAAAGACUUCCGUGAAAGGCAUUCGUUCCAUCGUUUCCUUCACUGGAAGAAGAGACACUACAACUUCAUAAUUUGCCAAUGUUUCUUACGCUUGCUACAUAAUCUUGCAUCUCUACUUGCCAAUUCGUUUUUUCUUUGUCUCCAUCAAACAUUGCACAAAACUGACAAGGAAAUUUUGAGGUUUGAAAAGUACUUUCUAUUUAACUUUCUAUUUUGCAUUAUUCUUUGACGUAUUUGUAAUUAAAUAUUUUAUAUCAGUAAUUAUACAACAGUUAAGAUUGCUUAAAAUAUUAUCAAAGAGUCAUAUGCUUGCCACGGAUUCAUUACAGAAUAAAAGAGAUUGAUCACAAAUCAAUUCUUGCAUUUGUCCAAUACUUUACAUCGAUUGUUUAUGAUAUUCAUUUAAUUGUGAUCUUGUUAUCGAUUUCAAAUGAUUUUGACAUAAUUUCUAUUUAAAACAUUCAAAUAUUUAACAUUAAGGAGAUUAAAACAUCCAAAAUAUGGCGUGCAAUCAAAUUUUUACUAAAAAAACAUAAUUUCAAGUUUACAAAAUAUUGCUGUUUGUGGGAAGUAUAUCUUUUGUUAUAUAUAUAUAUAUAUAUAUAUAUAUAUAUAUAUUUUAUUAUAAAACUUAUCCCACAUUACAGCAUAUAUACUUUUGAGCAAUUUAACAAGAUACAUAAUGCAUGUAAAUAAAGCUGAACUGAAGAACUAGGAAUGUUAGAAAAAUACAUAUAGUAUAACAUUAAUUAAUUGUAUAGUUAGUAUAGUCGGAGGGAAUAUGUAUUAUCUUCAACAAAUCAAACAAGGGAGAAUUGAGCAAAAGACACGCACAUACAUGUAUAUAAAUAUAUUUUGCAUACAUGGCUCUACAGCUCUACACAACUAAUCUCAGCAUUGCCGAAAUUUUGAAGAAGAUUAUUUAUAACAGAUAUCUCAUUCCAUUGUUCUCAUCCUUAGUUUUCUUCGAGUUGCUAUAUUCGCAUUCAAUAUACACAAAACUUGUGUCAGAAAAGUCCUAGAACUAAGUGGAUUACAAUAAAACUAAAUUAGAAAAAAAAGGAACACUGUGAUGGAACAAAUUAUAAUGUAAAAAAAAAUUUGUUAGAUGCAGAACGCAUAGAUCUCUAAAUCAGAACGUAUGGAUCUGGAUAUUAUAUUAAAUAAAGAAUAUUUAGAAACCA